GUGCUUUGCUGUCUUCUCUUGGCGCCGGUCACGCUUUGGAGCGAACAUGUUAUCUAUGGAUUUUUUAGACGAUGUCAGGAGAAUGAAUAAAAGACAGCUGUACUACCAGGUCUUAAACUUUGGUAUGAUCGUGUCUUCAGCUCUGAUGAUAUGGAAGGGUCUGAUGGUAAUCACUGGUAGUGAAAGCCCUAUUGUAGUUGUCUUGAGUGGCAGCAUGGAGCCUGCAUUCCAUCGUGGGGAUCUGCUUUUCUUGACCAACCGUGUAGAUGACCCUAUCAGAGUUGGGGAAAUUGUGGUCUUUAGGAUAGAGGGAAGAGAGAUACCCAUUGUACAUCGUGUCCUAAAGAUCCAUGAAAAGGAAAAUGGAGAUAUUAAGUUUCUGACCAAGGGAGACAACAAUGCAGUGGAUGAUCGAGGCUUGUACAAACAGGGGCAGAACUGGCUAGAGAAAAAGGAUGUUGUGGGAAGAGCCAGAGGAUUUGUUCCUUAUAUUGGAAUUGUAACUAUCCUGAUGAAUGACUAUCCGAAAUUUAAGUAUGCUGUUCUGUUCCUCUUAGGCUUGUUUGUCCUAGUACACCGGGAAUGAGAGUGCCUUCAGUUACAGUAGGCACCGGAGAGACUAUUCAUGGAAAUCAUCUAUCAUUUGCCUGAAUAUGAAAUGUAAAAGGACAAACCUUUUCUGACUGUUUCAACUUUUACAUUUGGAGAGCAGUAUUUCUUUUCUACACAUAACAAUCUGUACAUGCGUGUAGCCACUCCUGGCUACAGAAUGGACUGAGUGGAUAUAGAGCGUUGAAACCUGACCUUCUCUAGCACUGGUACUCUGCUUCUGCUAGCAGAGGUUAUGCAUUCGUAUCCGCUUUGCUGUUUGCUUUUCCUUUUUUUUUCUUUAUUAUUUUGUACUUUGGAUGGACAUUUUUUUAAUAUUAAAACAAAAUGCCAAAGUUUCAGUGUUUGUAUUUUGAAGCCUGUGCACAUUAUUCGGAAGUGCCUAUCUUGGAAUUUGUGUAUGUGCAGUGUUUUUGCAGUCACACAGAAUAAACUGUGAUCUGGA
Molecule: messenger RNA, 1054 nt
Organism: Xenopus tropicalis (tropical clawed frog)
Lineage: Eukaryota; Metazoa; Chordata; Amphibia; Anura; Pipidae
Gene: sec11a
Product: SEC11 homolog A, signal peptidase complex subunit
Exons: 6
Coding region: 47-586 (179 amino acids)
Biological process (GO): protein maturation
Cellular component (GO): membrane; endoplasmic reticulum membrane; signal peptidase complex
Molecular function (GO): serine-type endopeptidase activity; peptidase activity; signal peptidase activity
Source: RefSeq, marked provisional